UAUUCUCUGAGAUCUAUUUAACUAUGUAUUUUAGGAUAUUGGUGCAGGAAAAGGCAAAUACUAUGCUGUCAAUUUUCCAAUGAGAGAUGGUAUAGAUGAUGAAUCAUAUGGGCAGAUAUUUAAGCCUAUUAUUUCAAAAGUGAUGGAGAUGUAUCAACCUAGUGCUGUGGUGCUACAGUGUGGUGCAGACUCACUAUCCGGUGAUAGACUUGGUUGCUUCAAUUUGACAGUCAAAGGUCAUGCUAAAUGUGUAGAAGUUGUAAAAACUUUCAAUUUACCAUUACUGAUGCUUGGGGGAGGUGGAUACACAAUCCGCAAUGUUGCUCGAUGUUGGACAUAUGAGACUGCUGUUGCCCUUGAUUGUGAGAUUCCCAAUGAAUUGCCAUAUAAUGAUUACUUUGAGUAUUUUGGACCAGACUUCAAACUGCAUAUUAGUCCUUCAAACAUGACAAACCAGAACACUCCAGAAUAUAUGGAAAAGAUAAAACAGCGUUUAUUUGAAAAUUUACGCAUGUUGCCACAUGCACCUGGAGUCCAAAUGCAAGCUAUUCCAGAAGAUGCAGUUCAUGAAGACAGUGGAGAUGAAGAUGGAGAAGAUCCAGACAAGAGAAUUUCUAUUCGAGCAUCAGACAAACGGAUAGCUUGUGAUGAAGAAUUCUCAGAUUCUGAGGACGAAGGAGAGGGAGGUCGUAGAAAUGUGGCUGAUCAUAAGAAAGGAGCAAAGAAAGCUAGAAUUGAAGAAGACAAGAAGGAAACGGAGGACAAAAAAACAGAUGUUAAAGAAGAAGAUAAGUCCAAGGACAAUAGUGGUGAAAAAACAGAUACCAAAGGAGCCAAAUCAGAACAGCUCAGCAACCCUUGAAUUUGAGAGUCUCAUCACUUUCAGUGAGGAAAUAUUGGGAAGAAAAAUGUUUUCUUUUUGAAGACUUCUGGCUUCAUUUUAUACUACUUUGGCAUGGACUGUAUUUAUUUUCAAAAUGGCUUUUUUCGGUUUUGUUUUUCUUGGCAAGUUUUAUUGUGAGUUUUCUAAUUAUGAAGCAAAAUUUCUUUUCUCCACCAUGCUUUAUGUGAUAGUAUUUAAAACUGAUGUGUUAUUAUGUCAAAAAACUGCUCUAUUAAAGAAGUAAUUGGCCGUUCUGAGCUGAUUUUUCCAUCUUUUGUAAUUAUCUUUAUUAAAAAAUUGUACUUGGA
Delphinapterus leucas (beluga whale) is the source of this 1191-nucleotide messenger RNA. The record is from RefSeq and is a predicted model, not a curated record. NCBI's taxonomy places the organism in Eukaryota, Metazoa, Chordata, Mammalia, Artiodactyla, Monodontidae.